UGCGAGGAGGCAUAGCGCCAAAUCUAAGUAUUGAACCAUUAAGUUUCUUACACAUAACAAGAUGCCUCCCUAGUGCUCUCUAUCCUAAAUUUUCCAUUCUGCGACAUACCUCAGACUGGGAUUCCACUUUUGAUUUUGCUGAGGAAAAAAAACAGUCACUGUUAUCAAUAACGAUGUUAGUGGAGUCUAGAUAGUGCUUAACCUCUAGAUUGACAAUUGCACCCGCAACAAGACCAUAUACUCGUCACCCCAAAUUCCGCCUACAGCGGUGGGAGAAAGUAUCUGUUGGCGGAUAGAGGCUAUAGCACAUGACAAGAAGUCCCGCAAAGGACGUUCGUCUUUUUGUGACAGCCCCAUUCUCAAAGAAAGCUAGAGCCUCAAGGGAUGGGCCAAGUGGGAAUAUUGUGGAUCCUCGACAGGAUGGUGAUAUCGGCGAGGGUCAGUUUGAAUUUGUCCAUGGUGAUUCCCUGGUUCGUGUAAAAAGAGACUAGGUUAUGGUUGCCUGGCAAAGUGAGGUGUUCC
Molecule: messenger RNA, 522 nt
Organism: Ilyonectria robusta
Lineage: Eukaryota; Fungi; Ascomycota; Sordariomycetes; Hypocreales; Nectriaceae
Exons: 1
Coding region: 309-491 (60 amino acids)
Source: RefSeq, a predicted model, not a curated record